Molecule: messenger RNA, 1971 nt
Organism: Labeo rohita (rohu)
Lineage: Eukaryota; Metazoa; Chordata; Actinopteri; Cypriniformes; Cyprinidae
Gene: lmf1
Product: lipase maturation factor 1
Exons: 11
Coding region: 62-1792 (576 amino acids)
Biological process (GO): protein maturation
Cellular component (GO): endoplasmic reticulum membrane
Source: RefSeq, a predicted model, not a curated record
CUGUGAUUGGUCAGUCGCGCUGCGCGUGAUUUCUAACGCAUGUGCAGAGCGUUUGAAAAAUAUGGCGUCCUCCAGUGAGAGCUCCGAGAACAGCGAAAGUUUCCUGAGAAAGCGACGUGGCGAUCCGCUCGUUUCAGACGGUCUUUCACACGACAGCUGCAGCGAGACAGUGCAAGACGAAGACUCGACCAAAUAUGACAAGAAAGUGGGCGUAUCGUUACAAACCGGGACCUACUGGCUCACACGAAUCGUGCUGCUGCGAGCCAUUGCUUUCAUCUACUUUGUGGCUUUCACUGUCGCGUACAACCAGAACAAACAGCUCAUUGGAGAGAAAGGGCUCAUGCCAUGCAAGGACUACUUGAGGAGCGUGAAGCGUUAUGUGGGUGGCAAGAUUGGCAUGGAGGCCCUGGCGUACACUCCUUCAGUCCUCUGGUUUAUGGACUGGAAUGACAUGGAUGCCAACCUGGAUGGCAUUGCUCUGGCAGGAAUGGCUCUGUCAGGCUUCGUUUUAAUCAUGGGAAGUGCCAACAUGAUUAUUAUGGGAGUGCUUUGGGUCCUGUAUCACUCUAUUGUGAAUGUCGGACAGCUUUGGUACUCUUUUGGUUGGGAAAGCCAGCUUCUGGAAACGGGUUUCCUGGGGAUCUUCCUGUGUCCGCUCUGGAGUUUGUCCCCGGUGCCGCGCCGCUGCCCGCCGUCGCUCGUUUCCAUCUGGACCUUCCGCUGGCUCAUAGUUCGCAUCAUGCUGGGUGCGGGUUUGAUCAAGAUCAGAGGUGACCGCUGUUGGAGGGAGCUCACCUGCAUGGACUACCAUUAUGAGACCCAGCCGGUCCCGAACCCCAUCUCCUACUACUUGCAUCGGUCGCCGUGGUGGUUUCAUCGCUUUGAAACUCUCAGCAAUCACUUCAUCGAGCUCAUCGUGCCCUUCUUCACUUUCAUGGGCCGGCGGAUGUGCAUGGUGAACGGAGUCCUGCAGAUCCUCUUCCAGGCACUUCUAAUCAUUAGUGGGAAUCUGAGUUUUCUGAACUGGCUGACUAUAGUUCCCAGUCUGGCCUGUUUUGAUGACGCUGCUUUGGUGUUUCUCUUCCGCCGUUCUGGACGAGUCAGACAAACUUUACUGCAGAUUCAGACUGAAGAGGCUUCAGGACUCAAACCUCCGCCCUCUAAAGGUAUGUUGAUCAGGCGUGUACUGAAUGUGUCUGUGGGGAUUCUGAUAGCGUAUCUGAGCGUCCCGGUGGUGUUGAACCUGCUGAGCUCCAGACAGGUGAUGAACACUUCAUUUGAUCCCCUGCGGAUCGUCAACACGUACGGAGCCUUCGGCAGUGUCACUAAGGAGCGGACGGAGGUGGUGUUUCAGGGCACGCUGAGCGUCAAUCACACUGGAGAGGAUGUGGUAUGGGAGGAGUACGAGUUCCUGUGUAAACCUGGAGCUCUGGACAGGAGACCGUGCCUCAUCUCGCCGUAUCACUACAGACUGGACUGGCUCAUGUGGUUCGCUGCGUUUCAGACGUAUGAGCAGAGCGAGUGGGUUAUCCAUAUAGCCGGCAGACUGCUGGCUAAUGACUCGACAAUUCUUUCCCUAAUGGGACACAACCCAUUCCAGGACAGAGAGAAACCGAGGUGGAUACGAGGGGAGCAUUUCCGCUAUAAAUUCACGCGGCCGGGCGGUACCGGUGCGGCUCAGGGGAAAUGGUGGGUCAGGAAGCGCAUCGGCCCCUACUUCCCCCCUGUCAACCUGGACACACUGAGGAGCUACUUCCAGUCCAGAAACUGGCCUCUGCCCGGCACUUAUUAAGCCGUGGCCGUGGCAGAACAUCUCAGACAGCCAGUUUGUUUUUUUGUAUGUCACACACUGAAGUAGAUCCUAUUUGAGCUUGACAAAACUGUGCCAAAGACGAUCUGUUACAUAAGAGAUUUCUGAAGGCAACUCUUUUGUGUCUCCGAGGAGCAGAGCAUGUGUUGAAUCGAGGGCUG